GCAACACUAAUUAACACAAAUGAAAUGUCACCUCCUACUACUUCUUCCUCCUCCUCCUCCACUUCUUCUUCCUCGUUAUCAUAUGUUGUUGGGUCUGAAAUUCAUGAUUCAGACCAACCCAAGUCAACCAAACGUCCUAGGAAGAAAACCCAAGAUCAAAACCAACACAGCAAGAAUGCCAAUUCUAGUCCUAAUUCAGGAAGCAAAAGAAGCUCCAUCUACAGAGGAGUCACCAGGCAUAGAUUGACAGGGAGGUUUGAGGCACAUCUUUGGGACAAGAGUUCAUGGAACAAUAUUCAGAACAAGAAAGGAAAACAAGUUUAUCUGGGUGCAUAUGAUAAUGAAGAGUCUGCUGCAGGAACUUGUGAUCUUGCUGCUCUGAAGUACUGGGGCCCAGACACAACCUUGAAUUUCCAGAUAGAUAACUACAGAAAGGAGAUUGAAGAAAUGCAGAAGGUGUCCAAGAAAGAGUACUUGGCAUCGUUACGGCGGCGCAGCAGCGGAUUUUCUAGAGGAGUUUCUAAGUAUCGCGGGGUGGCUAAGCAUCACCAUAAUGGGAGAUGGGAGGCAAGAAUUGGUAGGGUUUUUGGUAACAAGUAUGUCUAUCUUGGAACUUAUAAUACACAAGAAGAGGCGGCAGCGGCAUAUGAUAUGGCAGCAUUAGAGUACAGAGGAGCAAAUGCAGUGACCAAUUUUGACUUUAGCAAUUACAUUGAGAAACUGAAGCAGAAAGGCAUCCAUAUUGUUCUUGAUCAUUUACAAGAACCAGUUGCCAACUGCUCCUCCGAGUCCGAAGAAGCCGAAGCUGAACAACUUCCCCAACAACAACAGGAACAACGAGAAAUAGCAUCUUCAGAACCACAAGCAAUAACUCUUCAAGAUUGCUCAUGCGAGGAGAAUUUUGCAAUGGUGCCUCUAAUGGACUCGGAUGAACUCACGUGGAGCUUCUGUAUGGAACCGGGGUUCACCCCGCUGCCAGUUCCCGAGUUUCCUCUAGAAACACUGGGCGAGUUUGCCAGUUUGUUCGAUGAAAGUAUCGGUUUUGAGGACAACAUUCUUGACCUGAUAUUUGACAGGAAUGGCGAUGAGGCGAACCCGGGUUGUGUUGUGGACAAUGAUGAUAAAGAGAGGUUGAGCUCCUCAUCGUCUUCUUCAACAACCUCAGUUUUCUCGUAACUAUACUGUUCGAAAAGAGGAAGGGGAGUUGGGGAUUCUUGGAUAGUAUUGUUAAUUUUGAGUUUCUGUUGGUUUGUGGGUUUCUUUUGGCCUCUUUUUCU
Tripterygium wilfordii is the source of this 1277-nucleotide messenger RNA. Its product is annotated as ethylene-responsive transcription factor WRI1-like. The transcript is spliced from 7 exons. Gene Ontology annotation, molecular function: DNA binding; DNA-binding transcription factor activity. Bases 25 to 1176 code for a protein of 383 amino acids. Gene Ontology annotation, biological process: regulation of DNA-templated transcription. Lineage: Eukaryota; Viridiplantae; Streptophyta; Magnoliopsida; Celastrales; Celastraceae. The record is from RefSeq and is a predicted model, not a curated record.